UUUUCUCUCCACACCAUGAGGGGAAGUCAGCUGCCCAGUCCAGUCUUGAUUCUGCUCUUCCUGCUCCUUCCCAGAGAUGCUUCAGCUACUUCAAAACCGCAGUACCUGGUGGUGGUCCCAUCAAAGCUGUACACGGGGGUUCCUGAGAAGGCCUGUGUCAUGCUCAAUCACCUGAAUGAGACAGUGACACUUAAUGUAAUUCUGGAGUAUGGAACGCACAGCAAGGCCCUCCUUACAGACCUGGUGGCAGAGAAGGAUUCCUUCCACUGCAGCCCCUUCAUUAUUCCAGAGUUGCCAUCUUCCUCAGCAUUCAUUACUGUGCAGGUGAAAGGGCCAACCCAGGAGUUCAUAAAGAGGAAGCCAAUGCACAUAUUAAAAGUAGAGAGCCUUGUCUUUGUCCAGACAGACAAACCCAUCUACAAACCAGGACAAACAGUGAAAUUCCGCAUUGUCUCUGUGGAUGUCAAUCUUCACCCUUUGAAUGAAACGUUCCCGGCAGUUUAUAUUGAGAAUCCCAAAAGGAACCGAAUUUUCCAAUGGCAAAGUCUCAGAUUGCAAGGGGGACUCACCCAGCUCUCUUUCCCACUCUCAGAGGAGCCCACUCUGGGUGCCUACAAGGUUCUGGUGCAGAAGGAGUCAGGGGGGAAAAUAGAGCACUCCUUUGAGGUGAAUGAAUAUGUUUUGCCCAAAUUUGAGGUCCAAGUGAAAAUGCCCAAGACUAUUGGUUUUCUAGAUGAAACAUUUGUGGUAUCUGCAUGUGGCCUAUACACAUAUGGAAAGCCUGUCCCUGGUCUGGUGACAAUUAAUGUAUGCAGAAAAUAUACACGAUUCUCUUCCACCUGCUAUGGAAAACACUCACAAAGUAUCUGUGAAGAAUUCAGUCAACAGGCAGACAGUAAAGGCUGUUUCACACAACUUGUCAAGACUAAAUUAUUUCAGCUGAGAUUAAAAGGAUAUGACAUGAAAUUAAAAGUGGAAGCCAAGGUCAGAGAAGAGGGAACAGGGCUGGAAUUAACUGGGCAUGGAUCAUGUGAAAUCACAAAUACCUUAAGCAAACUGGUAUUUACAAAAAUGGAUUCAUAUUAUAGACCUGGGAUCCCUAUCUUUGGGCAGGUUCUUCUAACUGAUGAGAAGGAUCAGCCAAUCCCCAAUAAAACUCUAGUUGUCCAUGUGGGUCUAAUGGAAUAUUCUCACUUUACUACUAAUGAGAAUGGUUUGGCGAACAUGUCCAUUGAUACCACCAACCUCACAUCUUCUAUGAUUAUAGUGAAGGUCACUUACAAACAGCAUAGCAACUGCUUUGAUAACUGGUGGCUUAAAGAAAUUCAUCCACAAGCACAGCACACUGUAAGACAUAUUUUUUCCCCAAGCAAGAGUUACAUUCACCUUGAAACUGUUGCUGAUACCAUAGCCUGUGGGAAAACCCAAGAGAUCCAGACACACUACAUCCUGAAUGGACACAUUCUGAAAGAUGAAAAGGAGUUAAACUUCUACUAUUUGAUUAAAGCAAGAGGAAGCAUCUCCCAAUCAGGAAUCCAUGUGUUGCCCAUUGAACAAGGGGACACGAAGGGGGUAUUUUCCUUCUCCUUUCGAGUGGAAUCAGACAUUGCACCUUCUGCCCAGUUGCUUAUUUAUACUGUUUUACCAAAUGGAGAAAUUGUUGCAGAUACACAGAAACUCAAAAUUAAAAACUGUUUUGCCAAUAAGGUAAAUUUGAGCUUCUCCUCAGCCAAGAGCCUGCCAGCUUCAGGUAUCAACCUGAAGGUCACAGCCACUCCUCAGUCCCUCUGUGCCCUUCGUGCAGUAGACCAGAGUAUGCUGCUAAUGAAGCCUGAAGCUGAGCUCUCGCCUCAAUCAGUCUAUAAUUUGUUACCAGUAAAGAAAGACUUUAAUGUUCAAUAUGAUGGUUUCAUGAAUGAAGACAUUGAAGGAUGCAUAAUUGCAGAAGACAUAAUUCACAACGGAAUUGUUUACACACCAAAGCGUAUCCUGGAUGAUGGUGAUGUUUACAGUAUCUUUGAGUCUGUAGGAUUAAAUAUUUUUACCAACUCAAAAAUCCACAAGCCACAUUUCUGUCAGCUGCUUCAGGAUUAUACAGAAUCAUCUAUGGACAGAGGAGCUCCUCGAGUCUCACGUGUAAGAUAUACUUCUGCACCUUACCCAAUGAUGAGAGAAAACCUUCCAGCUGAGGGAGUGAAAGAGACAGUCCGGAAUUACUUCCCUGAGACCUGGAUCUGGGACUUGGUGUCACUCGAUUCAUCAGGUAGCAGUGAGUUGGCAAUCAAGGUCCCUGAUACAAUCACGAAGUGGAAGGCCAGUGCACUCUGCUUGUCUGGAACAACAGGACUUGGCCUCUCCCCCAUCAUCUCUCUUCAAGUCUUCCAGCCCUUCUUCCUAGAACUCACUCUCCCUUACUCUGUGGUGCGAGGAGAAGCCUUUACACUCAAAGCCACUGUGUUCAACUAUUUGUCCCACUGCAUUCGGGUUAGCGUGGAGCUGGAGGACUCUCCUGCCUUCUUGGCUGUUCCAGUAGAGAAGAAUGAAGAAUCUCACUGCAUCUGUGGAAAUGGGCGGAAAACUGUGUCCUGGGCUGUGACCCUCAAGUCACUGGGGAAGGUGAAUUUCACAGCGACUGCGGAAGUCCUCCAGUCUCAGGAAUUGUGCGGCAAUGAGAUGCCUAAAGUCCCAAUGUUUGGACAGAAGGAUACUGUAAUCAAGCCCUUAUUGGUUGAGCCUGAAGGAAUAGAAAAGGAGGAAACUUUCAACACACUCCUCUGUGCACCAGAAACUGGAGUACCUGAAAAGUUGUCACUAAAAGUUCCUUCAAACGUGGUUGAAGGCUCUGCCAGAGCAACGUAUUCAGUUUUGGGUGAUAUACUAGGCUCUGCCAUGCAAAAUCUUCAGAAUCUUCUCCAGAUGCCCUAUGGUUGUGGAGAGCAGAAUAUGGUGCUUUUUGUCCCUAACAUCUAUGUUUUGAACUAUCUGAAUGAGACACGACAGCUGACAGAAAAUAUCAAGUCCAAAGCCAUCAGCCAUCUCAUCAGUGGGUACCAACGACAGUUGAAUUAUAAGCACAACGAUGGUUCAUACAGUACCUUUGGGGAUCGUGGUGGUACAAGUCAUGGAAACACUUGGCUCACUGCAUUUGUGCUUAAGGCCUUUUCUCAAGCCCGGUCACACAUCUUUGUGGAGGACUCACACAUCACGAAUUCCCUCACCUGGCUCUCACAGAAGCAAAAGGAAAAUGGCUGUUUUCAGCGCUCUGGAUCACUGCUAAACAAUGCUAUGAAGGGUGGAGUAGAUGAUGAGGUGACGCUCUCUGCCUACAUCACCAUUGCUCUGCUGGAGAUGCCACUGCCUGUCACUCACCCAAUGGUCCGCAAUGCUCUAUUCUGCUUGGAAAGGGCAUGGGAAUCCACUUCAGAAGCCCAAGGAAGUCUUGUCUAUACCAAGGCAUUGUUGGCCUAUGCCUUUGCCCUAGCAGGAAACCAGGCCAAGCGAAGUGAGCUGCUUCAAUCACUGGACAAAGAGGCUGUGAAAGAAGGAGACUCGAUCCACUGGCAACGUCCUGGGAAACUUCAAGAAGCUGAGGCAUUCUCUUAUCAACCCCGGGCUCCUUCUGCUGAAGUGGAGAUGACAUCCUACUUGCUCCUUGCCUAUCUUACCGCCCAGCCUGCCCCAUCUUCAGAAGACCUGUCCGUAGCUUCACGUAUUGUGAAGUGGAUCACCAAGCAACAAAACCCCACUGGAGGCUUCUCCUCCACUCAGGAUACGGUGGUAGCUCUUCAAGCCCUCUCCAAAUAUGGAGCAGCAACUUUCACUAAAAGGGAGAAAGCAGCUACAGUCACUGUCAAGUCUUCACAGACCUUCUCAGAAGAAUUUCAAGUAGACGACGCCAAUCGCCUAUUGCUGCAGGAGGUUGCAUUGCCAGAGAUUCCAGGGGAGUACAGCACAACAGUGUCAGGGUCAGGAUGUGUGUAUCUCCAGACAUCUCUGAGAUAUAACAUCCUGCCCAAGAAAGAAGGGAAAGUUCCCUUCGCUCUGAAUGUUGAUACUCUUCCCAAGAAUUGUAAUGGAGUAGCUGCUCAUAGGAAAUUCCAGAUUCACAUCAACAUUAGUUAUAUCGGAGAACGACCCAGCUCCAACAUGGUCAUUGUUGAUGUAAAGAUGGUGUCCGGCUUCAUACCUGUGAAACCAUCAGUGAAAAAGCUCCAAAAAACGCCUCAGAUUCAAAGGACUGAAGUGAGCACCAACCAUGUCCUGAUUUACUUCGAGGAGCUAACCAAACAAGCCUUGAGUUUCUCCUUCUCGGUGGAACAAGACAUCCAAGUAGAUAAUUUAAAACCAGCUUCAGUAAAAGCCUAUGAUUAUUAUGAGACAGAGGAGUUCACCAUUGAAGAGUACAGUGCUCCAUGCAGUGCUGAAUCUGAACAUGGAAAUGCUUGAAAAUGGAAACAUACGGGUCUUAUCAAAUGAAAUUCUCCAAAAACGAAGAACGAAGACUUAUCAGGAGAAAAGAU
Molecule: messenger RNA, 4520 nt
Organism: Eptesicus fuscus (big brown bat)
Lineage: Eukaryota; Metazoa; Chordata; Mammalia; Chiroptera; Vespertilionidae
Product: pregnancy zone protein-like
Exons: 36
Coding region: 16-4446 (1476 amino acids)
Cellular component (GO): extracellular region
Molecular function (GO): endopeptidase inhibitor activity
Source: RefSeq, a predicted model, not a curated record